UAUUUAAGUGGUGAUAAAUGAUUCACAGGUUAAUGUCUUAUGGUAGAAUAUCUAAAGUGAGUUAACAAGGUAUUAAUAAUCUAAGUGAAUAAUUUUAGUACUCACAAACUCACUGAAUAAAACACCUAGAGGCUAUUUUAGUUAGGUACCAUAGCAAGGUUCUUCAAACACUGAGCUUGUGAAAAUUUUUGCAGCAUUUUUCGGAAUUGUUGGUUUGGGUACUGGUGGAUAUGUUGCUUAUUAAAAUUCUCAAAAAACAAAAAAUUUAGAGGCAAAAGCAAAAUAGACUACCAUAUCAAAUGAAACUAUUGACAAUUUGAGAUAAAAAUCAAUAGAAAAUGAAGAAUAAAAAAAGGAAGAAAUCAUAACCAUGUUUUCAGAUGUUAAUGACAGAAUGCUUAGGUAUAGAGGAGAUCCAACAAGUGAGAAGAUGCUUGUAUUUAUUUCUCCUUAUUCUAUUAUAGGCUGAUUAUACAAUUUAUGGAGACUUGAAAUGGUUUGAAGUUGAUCCUGAAGAAUGGGAGAAGCCAGAAGAGGAUAUGAUUAUGAAAGAUGAGAAUGAAAUUAUUAAACACCCAAUUAAAAAAGCAUUGAUAAAUGAAAGAAUCACACAUGCUUUUGAAGCUGAAAGGUACUCCAAUACUUCAAUAGAUUAGAAUAUUGCAAAGCAUUUUUGUAAAUGUAAAUGAUGUACUAUCUGAAAUUGAAAAGACAGGAACAUACACUCCACCAGGCAUUUUCUUUAGAUUUUAUGGUUACGUAUACUUCCAAAUUAGAAGAAAACCCAUCAAUGUGGAAAAUUUGGUUAAGGCCUAAAAAUAUAUUUCUGUAUUUAUUUAAACAUAAUUAUAGCUAUUUGAUUUAUUCUUCUAAUACUAAACACCUGUUUUAUAUUAUCAUAAUUAGUAUCUUGAAAUACCCUUAAAACCUGCUAUUUUUGAUGUAAAUUAUAAAGUAAACUGUUUAGAACAUAGAUUGGUUACCAAAUGCUUAUAUCAAUUCUAAACAAUAGGCAAAAAUCUACCUAACUGGCAAACCAAAGCAUGUGUUUUCAAUGAGAAUCAAAUAAGGAACAGUUGAUGAAUCUACUCAAAGAUUUGCAUGGACAAACCAUUACAAAUGAAGAUUUAUUUACAAUACAUUAUAAGC
Messenger RNA from Paramecium octaurelia, 1149 nucleotides. Lineage: Eukaryota; Ciliophora; Oligohymenophorea; Peniculida; Parameciidae. The record is from the annotation of a GenBank genome assembly.